GCACUCCUUCGAUUAACGUUCUAGUUACGCCUUUGAUCACUGGAAUAACGUUUAGUACGUUUUGCACUUUCAGAUCAAACAAUGAGCUUCACUUUACCAUCAGUCAUUCUGAAAGUUUGUCAAAUUGUUGCACUUGCCGCUGGUUUGGGAUGUGUUGGCUACUUCACAAAAGAAUUCGUUGAUAGUAUUGACGAUGAAUCAUAUAAACAAGGCCGUCUUGGUAGACAGGAAUUUUUUCUUUAUACGACCGGCGUCGGAGUUGUUAUUUCAAUCGUUGGAUUGGUUCUCAACUUUAAUGGAUUAAUCAAUAAAAAGCACAAUGCUGCAGCUAUGGCAGCAGUGCAAGGUAUAUGGACGAUACAGUUAUUGGUCACCACAAGCCUAAUUACCGUUGUUUUCUCUUCGUUUAACAACAAGGAUGAAACCGUUGUCUUCUCUUCGUUUAACAACACGGAUGAAUACUUAAUUCCAGUACCUUCUAAGUCUCAAUGUAAAGUUUGGGAUGACACCCCAAACAGGAAAUAUGAUUACACCUGUGGUCAAUUGAUUGGUGGAAUCGUCUCUGGUUUUAUUGCCGCCAUUUUGUAUGGAAUGGAUGCUAUUUUCACUUUCACAACUUCUAAGGAACAGAGUUAACAUGGAUAGCUAGUUAAUCGCAUUUAGUCCUCAACCCACAAACAAAAUCAAUAUUUUUGCGUCAUUUAGGUUAUUGUAACUUUUUCAUGUAAAGUAACUGUUACAUCAUUAAGCAUGCAUUUGAAUAAAAAUAAGAAUUUUUCUCCUUGCUGUUGAUUAA
Xenia sp. Carnegie-2017 is the source of this 796-nucleotide messenger RNA. RefSeq lists its product as uncharacterized. The coding region runs from base 82 to 636 and encodes 184 amino acids. The transcript is spliced from 4 exons. The record is from RefSeq and is a predicted model, not a curated record. Gene Ontology annotation, cellular component: membrane. Lineage: Eukaryota; Metazoa; Cnidaria; Anthozoa; Malacalcyonacea; Xeniidae.